AUGCAGGGAGACCUUCUAAAAGGUCUCAAUUCGGCUCAGCUCAAAGCUGCGACAUACCCACCGAAUACAUCAUUGCAGAUUCUGGCUGGCCCUGGAAGCGGAAAGACCAGGGUAUUAACAACUCGUAUUGCCCACCUCAUCACCAACUGCCAUCUCCCACCAAACUCGAUAUGUGCAGUCACAUUUACGAACAAAGCUGCAAAUGAGAUGAAAGAGCGAUUAACGAAGCUUCUCGGGAAAGAAAGGACAGCGCAACUCAAGCUCGGAACGUUUCACUCUCUCUGUGCCCGAUUCCUGAGGAAGUACUCGAAGCAAGUUUCGGUACCGGACAACUUUACCGUUUGCGAUGCUGGUGAAAGCAAAAAGAUGAUUACAUCCAUCUUGAAGGAAUACUCAGACACUAUGGCCCACCGUGGUCUCUCGCUCGAACCUUCGGCUUGCGCAUCCAUGAUCUCCAAAGCCAAAUCCAGAGGCCAAUCCGCCAAAGACUAUCUUUCCGACGCACUGAUAAAGUCCAGCAGCAAAGAAACGGACGAGCCCGCGACACUGGAGGUUCUUGUCGGCAAAGUAUAUCAGGGCUACGAAGCGGCUCUGCGGAGAAUUAAUGCGCUGGAUUUUGACGACCUUUUGAUCUACGGUGUGAAGCUUUUCACCACCCACAAGGAAUGUGUCCUAUGGUGUAGACAUAUCCUUGUUGAUGAAUUUCAAGACACCAAUGUCACACAGUACGAGCUAAUGCUCGCCAUUGGAACCGCUCGCUGCGUGACGAUAGUUGGGGACCCAGAUCAAUCCAUUUAUGGCUGGAGGUCCGCAGAGGUAAAGAACCUGGAAAAAAUGAGGACGGAUUUCCCCAACACUUUUCAAAUCUUCUUGGAAGAGAAUUAUCGCUCAACAGCGUCUAUAUUGGAAGCCAGUCUGGCUAUUCGCAUAAAUAAAUCCCUGUACACUGCACAUCCUUCGGGGAUCACACCUAUUCUUUAUCAGGUCAACGAUGAGAACGAGGAAUCUCGCUUCAUUGCAAUCGAGAUCAAGAGACUCGUUGCGAACAUGGGCGGCAUCCUUCGGUGGGGGGAUUUUUCGAUACUACUACGAUAUAACGCCCUAUCCAGAAAUCUGGAAAAGGCCUUUCAGAACGAAAGAAUCCCUUGCAGGAUUCUCGGGGGCCACAAGUUCUUUGAACGGUUGGAGGUAAAAGAUCUGCUUGCCUACCUUCAACUUAUAGACAAUCCAAUUUUUGGCCCAGCGUUCAUUCGUGUGGUGAACGUUCCUGGCCGCGGUAUUGGUGAAAAGACCCUGAACGAUCUAACCAAGCGAGCCGAAGAUUCGGGGAAAUCAUACCUAGAACUGCUGGAAGGCAUUUACGACAUGAGACUUACCGACCAGAAACCUUCAGUCCGCAAAAAGAUUGCACCCUUCGUACAUGUCAUCCGAACUCUUCGGGCAUUUCAGUACGAAGAACAUCUGAAGAAGACCCAGCAAGACUGGGAAACGAGAUGGGAGAACGUGAAGGAACUGAUCUCUUUUGCGAAGGAAAUCGAGGAGCAAAUGGCGAAGGACCGGGAGGCGGCUCGGGCCUCGGGCGUGAUAGACGAGUUGGAGGUCGAGGAUACAACGCCCUUGCGACAAUUCCUCCAAGCGUCAAUGCUUUCCUCCGAGGGGGAUAACGAGAGCGAAGAGGAUGCGAACGACAAAGUCACAAUCACAACGUGCCAUUCUGCGAAGGGCUUGGAAUGGCCAGUCGUGUUCAUCCCAUCCGCCGACUCCUCAACAUACCCUUUCAUUCGCAGUGAAGACGAGGACGAGGAGAGGCGCCUACUCUAUGUGGCUUGCACACGAGCGAAAUCUAUGCUCUACUUGACCAGGACGACCUCCCGGAAGGUCGCUGGGGAUGUGAAGCAGAAGCAACUCUCGAAAUUCAUCGCGAAUAUAUUGGACAAGAACCACAAGGACGGAAAGCGGGCAACGUUUAUCCAACACCUCCCCCAUUUCGAGGAAGAAGACAGGGAGAUUAUAUCCAGUGUCCUAGGGAGGCCCACUCCGGAAGACAAUAAAGUACAAGAAAUGUUGGGCGAGUUCUUGAGACUGGGACGAGAAGUGCCUUAUAACAUUGUUUGGCGACCUGCAAGCCAGAACGAUCCCUCUCCACAACCUUCCGUCCAACAUUCGCACAUGCAAUUCCCUCAGCAGACCUUCGACGCCACCUUUACUCGCCCUACUUUCAAUCCCGAGCCUACCUUCUCCCGCCCCUCGUUCAACACUUCUAUGCCAUCGCUUUAUCGACCAAAUGUGGUCACUCCCUUCAGCACGAAUGAACAGGGAAGGGCCACAAAUAGCGCACCUGCACCUGCACCGAAACCAAAAUCCUCUACCUCGAAACAGGGGCAGGAAACACAGAAGGCUCCCUCAAACAUGAUGACGAAUUGGCUGGGUCAGAAGCCCAAGUCCAAAAACCAAUCAUCCACUGUCACGCCGUCUGUCGCUGGUCCGUCUAGGCAGUAUCACACAAACAAACCCAAGUCGCAUGCGUCAUCCUUACCCUCCCAUCCAGUCCAACCUCCCACAAGCAUUCCACCGACAUCUGUGAGCUCAUCGAAACCAGAACGUCCACCCACUUCUACCUCUUCGAGUUUACGUACCAACGCAAGCCUGCCUUCGAAUACUGUCACGACAAUUUCCAAAACUCCUCUUCAAAUGGUAUCAAAUCAACCUCGACCUACGGUGACUCCGGCCAACCCUCCACCAGCACUGAAUAUAACGAAUUACCAGGCCUCCAACCGACCUACGGCUGUCGCUUCUGGUACGUUAGCGGCCACAGGAGUCAAGCGAAGGCUAGGAGUAGGCCGAGCUACGGCCGGAUAUUCGAACAAGAAGUUCAAACCUCCUGUAGCAUCAACAUCAUGA
Molecule: messenger RNA, 2901 nt
Organism: Coprinopsis cinerea okayama7#130
Lineage: Eukaryota; Fungi; Basidiomycota; Agaricomycetes; Agaricales; Psathyrellaceae
Product: ATP-dependent DNA helicase pcra
Exons: 17
Coding region: 1-2901 (966 amino acids)
Biological process (GO): recombinational repair
Cellular component (GO): nucleus
Molecular function (GO): 3'-5' DNA helicase activity; DNA binding; ATP binding
Source: RefSeq, a predicted model, not a curated record